Raphanus sativus (radish) is the source of this 578-nucleotide messenger RNA. RefSeq lists its product as uncharacterized. The record is from RefSeq and is a predicted model, not a curated record. The transcript has 2 exons. The coding region runs from base 82 to 432 and encodes 116 amino acids. NCBI's taxonomy places the organism in Eukaryota, Viridiplantae, Streptophyta, Magnoliopsida, Brassicales, Brassicaceae.
AACGUAGAUCCUAUCUUCAACUAGAUUUUUUCUGUCUCCAACAUUGUCAAGAAAAAAGAAGAAUAGAAGUGAGUCCAGAAAAUGUGGUGCGCAAGUUAUCAUCAGCCAUUACCUGCUGCCGGUUCCAGCGUCUUGAAUCACCACACGAAACAAGCAGAGAGCCUGGGAAGAAAACAAGUGUUCCUUUUCUUAUCUUCUUCUCCUUCAACUUCAAGCCUAAGGGGACAUCAAUGGCAGAACAGUAACUAUCCAAAACUUGGGCUCAGAUUAAAACCAAAAGCAAGUGUGGUGCCUCCGUCUGAAUCUGGUGAUAUCACCACCUUCCUCCUAGUAAGUGUAGCUAUGAUCUCAAUGUAUUUGGUAGCGAACUUUGUGGUUCCGUCUUUGCUUUUCAAGUCGCUCCAAGGUGAAGAAGAGGAAGACUCUGAUUGAACUUGAAGUUUUUGCUUCUUUUUUUUUUUUAAAUUGAAGUUUUUGUUACACAUACCCAAAACUUAUCGUAUUAUUAUUAUUUGAAAACACGCUUAAAUGAAAUCUUUAUAAUUUGAUUAAUUCACUAUUUCAUAUUGUUGAUUAAA